Messenger RNA from Haemonchus placei, 693 nucleotides. The record is from the annotation of a GenBank genome assembly. NCBI's taxonomy places the organism in Eukaryota, Metazoa, Nematoda, Chromadorea, Rhabditida, Trichostrongylidae.
AUGUCGAUUAAUACAGCAAAUACUCCCGAUGGACGAGGUGUUCUGAUUUAUAAUGGAGAGGUCAUACUAGUUUUUGGACAAGGCGUUGUUUUGUCUAUUGGGAAGAAUAACAACGACCAUCUGGAUGGCAAGUUCAAUGGAUCGGUUUAUUUGACUUCACAUCGUGUGAUCUUCAUGCCCGAUGACGGCAGACGUUUCCGAUCUUUCGAAAUGCCUUUCUCCUCCAUGCAGGAUGUGCACUUAGAACAGCCCAUUCUUGGUGCGAACUACCUGAAGGGCGUCGCUGUUGCUAUGCCAGGUUCGCAGCUGAACGGUGAGAUCCCGUGGCGUCUAACGUUUAACAAGGGAGGCUGUAUUGACUUUGGUCGUUGUCUACUGGAAGCUGUUGACAGGGCGGAGAGGUUCCGUCCUGCAAAUGCACCUCCUGCAUAUGCUCCUCCCAGUGGUUAUUUCUAUGCGGCUCCUCCUGAUUAUUAUGCUCCAGCAGCUGACGGUCACAACGGUCUUCGUCCUCCUACACAUGCUUUCCCGGAUCGUCCACAGUCCAAUACGGUCUUCAUGUGUGAAGCUCCUCCUCCAUACCCAGGUGUAGGACCAGAUCGUCCUCCGAUGCCUACUGAACAACUUCAUCGUGCUGGAACUACUUCAACCUCUACGGAAUCUGAAAAUGAAGGAUUGCGCAAGAGACACUAA